Apaloderma vittatum (bar-tailed trogon) is the source of this 1947-nucleotide messenger RNA. It is a transcript of the gene NEFH, whose product is annotated as neurofilament, heavy polypeptide. The record is from RefSeq and is a predicted model, not a curated record. The transcript has 3 exons. Gene Ontology annotation, cellular component: axon; neurofilament. Bases 244 to 1947 code for a protein of 567 amino acids. Gene Ontology annotation, biological process: axon development. Lineage: Eukaryota; Metazoa; Chordata; Aves; Trogoniformes; Trogonidae. Gene Ontology annotation, molecular function: structural constituent of postsynaptic intermediate filament cytoskeleton.
CUGGACAAGCUCUCGGAGGUCGCCAAGGUGAACACGGACGCCAUCCGCUUGGCUCAGGAGGAGAUCUCCGAGUAUCGCCGCCAGCUCCAGUCCAAGACCACCGAGCUCGAAGCCCUCAAAGGGACACAGGAGUCACUGGAGAGGCAGAGACAGGACUCGGAGGAGCGCCAUCAUGCAGAUGUCCUGUCCUACCAGGAAACCAUCCAGCAGCUUGACAACGAGCUGAGGAACACCAAGUGGGAGAUGGCAGCUCAGCUCCGGGAGUACCAGGAUCUGCUCAACGUCAAAAUGGCUCUGGACAUUGAAAUUGCUGCCUAUAGAAAGCUCCUGGAAGGAGAGGAAUAUCGGAUCGAGUCUGGCUAUGGGAUGCUCUCCUUCCCCGAGGUGGGCCCCAAGGCUCCCAGUAUCACUGCCAACAUCAAAGUGAAGAGCGAGGAGAUGAUCAAGGUGGUGGAGAAGUCUGAGAAGGAGACAGUGAUUGUGGAGGAGCAGACAGAGGAAAUCCAAGUGACUGAGGAGGUCACAGAGGAGGAGGAGACUGAGAAAGAGGCUGAAGAGGAGAAAGCUGAAGAGGAGGAGGAAGAAAUAGAGGAAAAAGCUGAAGCAGAAGGUGAGGAGGAGUCCAAGUCUCCUGCAAAAGAGGAGGCCAAGUCCCCAGAAAAACCUGAGUCCCCCUCAAAGGAGGGGGCCAAGACCCCAGCUGUCAAGUCUCCUGAAAAGCCACCAACCCCAUCAAAGGAGGAGGCCAAGACCCCAGUUGUGAAGUCCCCAGAGAAACCUGCACCCCCCUCAAAAGAGGAGGCCAAGAGCCCGGCUGUCAAAUCCCCAGAAAAACCUGCAACUCCUUCAAAAGAGGAGGCCAAGAGCCCGGCUGUCAAAUCCCCAGAAAAACCUGCAACUCCCUCAAAAGAGGAGGCCAAGAGCCCGGCUGUCAAAUCCCCAGAAAAACCUGCAACUCCCUCAAAGGAGGAGGCCAAGAGUCCAGCUGUCAAGUCUCCAGAGAAACCCCCGACCCCCUCAAAGGAGGAGGCCAAGAGUCCAGCUGUCAAAUCCCCUGAAAAGCCCCCAACUCCCACAAAGGAAGAGGCUAAGACCCUUACAGUGAAGUCCCCAGAGAAACCUGCAGCCCCCUCAAAGGAGGAGGCCAAAACCCCAGCUGUCAAAUCCCCGGAAAAACCCUCAACCCCCUUGAAAGAAGAGGCCAAGACCCCAGCUGUGAAGUCCCCUGAGAAACCUGCAGCUCCCCCAAAAGAGGAAGCCAAAACCCCAGCUGUCAAAUCUCCAGAGAAACCCUCAACCCCCUCCAAAGAAGAGGCCAAGACCCCAGCUGUGAAGUCCCCAGAGAAGCCCCCAACCCCCUCAAAGGAGGAGGCCAAGGCUUCAGCAGUGAAAUCCCCCGAGAAAGUGAAAUCUCCUGUGAAGGAGGAGGCAAAGUCUCCGCAGAAGGAAGUGGCCCCAGCCAAGGAGCCCACCCCCUCCCCUCCAAAGGAGCCAAAAGCCCCCGUGAAGGAAGAGCAGCCCAAGGAGGUAAAGGCUCCCUCCAAGCCUGGAGCCGAGGAGGGCAGGAAAGAGGAAGCUUCCAAGAACGAUGUCCCAGUCAAGGUGGAGGAGAAGCCCAAAGAGAAGACGGCGGCUGUGCCAGAGCCUCCAGCUCCACAGGUGAAAGAGACCACCAAGCCAGGCCCUAAACCUGCAGGAGAAGGAAAGGCUGAGAAGGAGGUGCCACCAAAACCUCAGCAGGAGGUCAGCAAAACAGCUGUGAAGGAGCCUGAGAAGCCAAAGGCUGAGGAGAAGGCGGAGAAGCCAAAGGCUGAGGAGAAGGCAGAAGAGCCCAAAGCAAAACCCAAAGAUGAGCCCAAAGCCAGUAAAGAGCCCCCCAAGGCCGAGGCCCCCUCUGGCAAGGAGGGCAAAGCCCCAGAACCCGUGCCUGCUGCCGGGAAGAAGUGA